Messenger RNA from Magnolia sinica, 1666 nucleotides. RefSeq names its product shikimate O-hydroxycinnamoyltransferase-like. Lineage: Eukaryota; Viridiplantae; Streptophyta; Magnoliopsida; Magnoliales; Magnoliaceae. The coding region runs from base 104 to 1438 and encodes 444 amino acids. The transcript is spliced from 2 exons. The record is from RefSeq and is a predicted model, not a curated record. Gene Ontology annotation, molecular function: acyltransferase activity, transferring groups other than amino-acyl groups.
UCUUUCCCUUUUUUUUUCCCCUCUUUCUUUGAGUUUUUUUCUUCCCUAAUAAAUGGUGUGGCUCCCUUCACUCCCUUAAACGUUCAGACCACAAGAAGUAGCCAUGCAAGACGAUACGGCUAUGGUUCGUUUGAAGGGCUCGUGCACAAUCAAACCGGCCAAGCCCACACCGAACCACCGAAUAUGGCUCUCGGACCUUGAUCUGAUAUCGCCUACAACGCAUGCUCCGACCGUCUACUUCUAUCAGCCGACCGAUGCUGCAAUCGACUUCUUCUCCCCUGAGUUCAUGAUGGAUUCACUGAGCAGAGCCUUAGUGAAGUACUACCCUCUUGCAGGCCGGUUGCACCCAGGCCCCAGUGACCGACUUGAGCUCGAGUGCAAUGCAACGGGGGUUCUGUUUGUAGAAGCUGAGUCGGAUGCUCAGAUAGAUGAUUUUGGUGACUUCAAGCCAGGCCCAGGCCUCAGAGAACUUGUUCCCAACAUCGACUACAACACCAACAUUGGCGAAUGGCCGUUGCUGUUGGUUCAACUCACCUUCUUCCGUUGUGGAGGCAUCUGCAUGGGGAUGGGCAUUAGCCACACGGUCGCCGAUGGGAUUGCCGCAUUGCAAUUCAUCUCAGAAUGGGCGAGGAUUGCACGUGGCGACGCACAUGUGGGCAUUGAUCCGUUCUUCGACCGGACAAUCUUGCGGGCCCGGGACCCUCCUGCUCCCCCGGCUUUCAAACAUGAGGAGUACGACCUCCCACCGCUCAUGAUGGGCCAUGUAGACGAUCAUGAGGCACGGAGCAAGGAGACAACGGUCGAGAUGCUGAGGCUGACACGUGAACAAGUGAAUAAGAUCAGGCAACAAGCGACCGGGUGCAGCCGGUACCAGUCGGUGGCGGGUCACGUGUGGAGAGCUGCGUGCAAGGCUCGUGGGCUCCACCAUGAUCAGCCAACGAAGAUGUUCGUUCCCAUUAAUGGCCGCGGACGGUUGAAUCCUCGGCUGCCUGAUGGUUACUUUGGUAACGUUGUGUUCGUAACGACACCGGCCGGGCGGUGCAGCGAUCUCGUGUUGAACCCACUGAGUCACUCGGCGAGUCGCGUGAAAGAAGCAGUGGAGAUGAUGAAGGACGAUUACCUGAGGUCAGCGCUUGACUUUUUUGCCACUCAUAGGGAUCUGACUCUGUUUCGUCGUGGGUCCCACACGCUGGGCUGUCGCCAAGGGAGGUUCUACGGCUGCCCCAACAUCAACAUCACUAGCUGGAUAGGGAUGCCAAUGUACGAUGCUGAUUUCGGGUGGGGCCCACCUAUCCACAUGGGCCCCGCGGCUUUGGGCUUCGAAGGGAAGGGUUUCCUGAUGCCAACGCGAGAAGGGGACGGGAGCGUGGUACUCGCGAUCCGCCUGCAGGUGGCUCAUAUGAAGACUUUCAAGGACUCCUUCUAUGAUGGUUUAUAAGAGAUUGCUGGUGCCGUUCCGAUCAUGGGUCAUUUUGGUUUAGGCAGCUUAUUUUGGUUUAUGCUUAUUCACUAGAUAAAAGAAUAUUUGGAAAACAACAUGCUUAUCAUCCUAAGAGCAUAAGAGUAAUAAAGUUUGUUUAAUUUCUCACAUUAUAUAACUAAAUAUUUAAUUAAAAAAAAUUACAAAAAAUACUACAUAAUUAAUACAAAAUUUAAUUUCAUACCA